GUUUUUUUUUUUCUCACUUCAAACAUGUCAUCUUCUAAUUAUCAUUUACCAGCUAUUGCAGCAGUAGCUGGUAUUGCAUUAGCGGCUUCAGGCUAUGUUAUAUCAUCUACAACAAAUAAAUAUGAAUCUAAAAAAAGAAGACGAAGAAUAAAAUCAAAAAUACAAAGAGAACAAGAUGGUCAAUAUAUUUUAGGACUUGUUAAUUCGCAGAAUUAUUGUUUUCUUAAUUCCAUUUUACAAGCUUUUGCUACUUUAACGACUUUACGCUCAUACCUUGCUGAGCGUGUAGAUGAACAAGGCGAUGAUUCAGCACCUAUUUUACCACAAAACGAGUUUAUUUUACAAUCAGUAGCCUGUGCACUUUAUGCAACUGUAGAAUCAUUAAAUAGACCUUUACCAAAGCCAAAGUCAAUCACACCAACUGAUUUUUUAAGGGCUUUAGAACGCAAGUUAGGUGGUACUAUCAAUCGUGAUCAACAAGAUGCUCACGAAUUGUUUCAAAUUAUUUCAAGUGUCUUGACUUCAGAAGAAGAAGAACAAUACAAGCAGAAGGUUCCUUCUUUAUUAGAUGCAAAUACUCUAAGAGACUUUACAAUAAAUGGUGGAGAUAAUGACCCUAAUGGUGAUAAUUUUGAAACUUUAUCUGUUUCUUCGUUUGGUACAACGACAUCCAUGUGGAGUUCAUUUUCAGUUUGUACUGUAGGUGGGCAAUUACGUCCAAGAAGACGUAGUCCUCGAAAUCCAUUUACAGGUUUAGCUGCUUCAAAAAUUAGUUGUAUAAACUGUGGAUACACGGCGCCCAUUCGACAUCAUACAUUUGAUAAUGUUUCAUUAAAUUUACCUCUUACAUCAAAAUGCACAUUAGAAAGCUUGUUAGAAACUUACACAAAAGUUGAUAUUUUAACUGAUUAUCAAUGUAGAAAAUGUACUUUAAUAGCUACUUUAGAAGCCAUGAAUCAAGAAUUAGCCAAUAUUUUAGGAAAAGAUGAAGUCCGAGCAAAUCUAUUAAAAAUGGAUAUUAAAAGAAUAAAUGAUGCUCUAAGAUUGAAUAUUGAAUCCACUUUGUAUGGUAUUCAAUUAGUUACCCCUAAAAAAGUUUCACGUACAACCAAGCAAACAAUGUUUGCAAAUCCACCUAAAGCGUUAUGCCUUCAUUUAUCACGUUCAGUAUUUCAUCCUUCAGGCAUGAUUCAAAAAAAUCAUUGUCAAGUUGCAUUUCCAGAAUAUCUUGACUUAUCCCCUUAUACAACAAAUGGAUAUCUAAAUACAACAGAUCCCAGUGCUUCGCUUUGUUCACCACUACCUACACCUAUUUUACCUCAUACCCGUACGAGCCGAACUAGUCUUGUGUACUUACGCAAUAUGACAAGAGGUCAUCGAUUUAUUCAUUCACCCAAAUCAAAUACAGGGUUGGGAGUGGCUUUAUUAAACACCACUAAAGAAACAAUGGAUCGACCUAUUCAAAAUGCAUUACCUUCAUUAUCCGUUCUUCCUGUCUCUCGAAAGAUUCAGUACAAGUUAUGUGCAGUCAUUGUGCAUUAUGGUAAUCAUGAUUCAGGACAUUUUGUAACUUAUAGACGUAAGAAAUUACCUACUGGACAUGAAGUACGAAGUCCCUUUGAAGAAAGUGUAAAGCCUUCUACCAAAUUUUGGCGUUGUAGCGAUGAAAGUAUUGAAGAAGUUGAUCUUGAAACUGUAUUGCAGAGUGAAGCAUAUAUGUUGUUUUAUGAACGAGAAUAAAUUAUUAUAGAUAUACGUGAAUCAUUUUAUUUUUGUAGUGUAUUGUAUAAAAUAAAAUACAAGUAAUAAUAAUAAAAUGGGAAGGGAGAGAAAGAAAGAGGGGGAAACAAAAGAGAGGAUAACUUCAUAUUUAUUAAAAAUUGUAUUCAUAGACGAUCAUGAAAGAACAAGUGUAGUAUCUAGAAUAGACACUUUGAUUAUUUUAUUCAUAAUAAACAAAUACAUACAUUUUACUUUAUAAGUAGGCAAACUCGAU
Messenger RNA from Cokeromyces recurvatus, 1996 nucleotides. RefSeq lists its product as uncharacterized. Gene Ontology annotation, molecular function: cysteine-type deubiquitinase activity; cysteine-type endopeptidase activity. Gene Ontology annotation, cellular component: cytosol; nucleus. The transcript is spliced from 10 exons. NCBI's taxonomy places the organism in Eukaryota, Fungi, Mucoromycota, Mucoromycetes, Mucorales, Mucoraceae. Bases 25 to 1740 code for a protein of 571 amino acids. Gene Ontology annotation, biological process: protein deubiquitination. The record is from RefSeq and is a predicted model, not a curated record.